AUGGUCUUGAGACAGCCACGAACUUCAUGCAAUAACGGACUACCUAUUCGACGCUUGUCUCCUGCGCGAGCACUGAAAGAUAAUCGCUGCCUCGAGUGCCCGUCAGGCACUCCAUCGGACACGCACCACGCUGCUUGCCUCCAGAACGAUUUUGCACCUACACCGAAUCGGUUCGGCGUCCUAGCAGGGCUCAACCCUUCUCCAGAAACCAAGUGGGCUUUCGAUUACGUCCCCACUUCGAAAUCCAGCACAAGAAAAAGGGGCAAGCGGGGUGGUAGGCAGAAGAGACUGAAGCACACGGCGAAGACGACAUGCGAAAAGCCUGAGGCGGAUGGCGUGGAUGAGCUCUGCGACCGGUUUGCAGCACUGCAUUUGGACGAUAAUGCGCCAACAGCAGCUCCACGAAAAACAGACCACAGACCACCGUCUGGCGCGACAUCUGAUUUGAACAUUGUCACACAUCACUGGGCCCCUCAAUUUCGUCCGGACUCGCUAUCGACAUCACCACCUGCCCGGGUCGAGCCAACAAAUAUACCAGUCACGACCCUAUCGCAAAAGCCAACACUGGAUCAGGGUCCCUCGACUGACGUGCCUACAUCAACUCGAAAACUCUCACCUACUUUUCCAUUGUCAGCUUUUCUCAAGGACCUCGCAUCUCCAACGGACUGCGCUGGAUACUGGCCGAGGAGCCCAGCACCCGGAUCAGCACCUCCCCCUCGGAUAUCUAAUUCAUCGAGUCGGCGAUCUGCUCCUCCGCUACUAACUCCAGCUCUCCCCGCAGGAAACUGCAGCCUUAAUAUUCGGAGCAGCAACACCGCUCUUCAUCUGAGCAAUGCGAUAGAGUCACAGCGAGCGGUGCCAACGACAUCGUUGUUGUCGACCAACGCCGCACUCACCUACAAAAGUUUCCCGGCUUUUGGAGUUGUUCCAUUUACGCCGCUGUCAGAGUCAAUCUCUACAACAUCGCCCGCCCCUUUCCCAUUGCCGCCACCGGCCAAGCAGUCUAUAGUGUCAACACCUUCGCCACCAGAAGCGUUGUGGGCGCCCACCUCAACCAUGCUGACUACGAUCCCGCCUGCUCCGCAAAGGUCAUCUGGGAGCUGGCAGGAGACUUCAGAGGGUAUCACGGUCUUCCAUCCUUCUCCGAAAGCCUUGAUCACUGCACCUGUUGCGUCUCCGUACCCAUUUGUAUAUCCACCGCGCCCCUGGACGCCGUCGGCUGUGCCUAACGACCUAUUCAAGAACACAGCUGCAGUUCCAAUGAGGUUGAAAAGCAAGUUCACCUUCACUCCGGAUCCUCCAGGUCGUCGCAUAAUACAAAAGGAGUUCCUCAAGAUGGGUCAUGCCCCAGAGUGCUGGUGCGACAGCCACAAGCAAGCACUCCAGGCUAAGGAUCUCGCUGUCAGGACCGCUUCGGGUGAAGGUUCAAGUACUGGGACGGUCCCGCUGGACGAUGCGAAUACGCUUCGACCUCAGAUGCGGACAAUGGAUGCUCGUCGUAUGGCCCACACGAGUAGCUCUGGCACCGCAGACAUCCCAGUAGACGUGAUCGUUCACUCAAAAGACUCACCCUCUGCUGAGAGUCCCGCUGAUUUCGUGGAAGCCCGCCUUGGGGGGGCCAAAGCAAGCUUGCCAAUGGAUAACUCUCACUCCGACAUAUCCUCAUUGGAUAAAGCGAUGGAGACACUCAACCACGCCAUCGUGAAUCCACAAUCCGAGAUGGAAGCAGCAGGCCUUAUCGGCGAUUUGCGCGCAUCCCCUCGCCGCUUGGCCAAUCUAGGUGCAGCAGACGCGCAAGCGGCACACAUUGCUCCUGGAUUGUCUUGUGCUCCAUCAACCUCCGUGCGUUCAAGACAGACUAUCGGUGAGUUUAUGGCACAAAUCCAGACUCAACGGCGCGCAUCUCCUCUAAACACUACAAUGAACGGUCCACAGGCGCCUGUCGAGACGACCAUGACAGACUCUGAUCUGGACUACUUGCCUGCGUCCUCUCCCGUUGCCAUACCGAGAAGCUCCCAUGCGGGUUGCAAUCUCACAGAUCUAGGAGAAGAUCUUGAGAGUGACUCUUCCGACGGUGACGCCGUAAUGGGUACACCUUCAUCAGAGGGGGCAUACUUCGAUUUCCAAGGCCUAGCUACCUCAUCAUCAGAGGGCAUGGGUUCUGAAUUUGAGGGUCUAGAGGUCAUUGAGGGUGUGCCUGUCGACUCAGACGAGGACUGGACUACGGUCUCUCCCAACCUGCACGCCCGUCGAACAAGCUCAUCGCUGUCUUUGCGGACAGUCUCGAAUGCAUCCAUGCAGAAUCCGAGCGCCCCGCUGAUCGUGUCUUCGUCUCCUGUUACACUUCCGUCGCCUCCGCGAACCCCUUCCUUUUCGCCAUAUCCAGCACGCGUCUCAGAUGACUGGAGCGAGGGGGACUAUGGAUCGUUCCGCUCUUAG
Molecule: messenger RNA, 2439 nt
Organism: Didymella exigua CBS 183.55
Lineage: Eukaryota; Fungi; Ascomycota; Dothideomycetes; Pleosporales; Didymellaceae
Exons: 2
Coding region: 1-2439 (812 amino acids)
Source: RefSeq, a predicted model, not a curated record